AUGGCAGGUGUGAGGACAACGCCGAGGAGGGAGCUGUCCAGGGGCUCUGCCCGCCCGGGGUCUCCAGCUGGAAAGUUGCGCUCCUCGGGAGAUUCCCGGGGUCAGAACGAGAGGCUGGAGUUGGAGCGAGGCACCAGGGAUGCGGAAGAAGAAAGGAGUGGGGCCGAAGAGGUAGCCAACGAGAAUGGGGCUCCGAGGCGAGAGGGAAAGGGCGGGAAGGGGCAAAGGGCGGCCAAGGAGGACGAAAAGGGGAAGCUGUCGCUGGGCGGGAGACAGCGGAGGAGCGGGACGGGGCGGGGUCCGCGGGAGAACAGGAAGGCGGGAAGGGGAGAGAGCGCGGAGUCGGAGCUCCAGCAGGCACAGGCCGCGGCGGAUAAGGGGGCGCGGAGAGGCCCAGGCCCGGCCCAGGCAGGAGGCGUCGGGAGACGACGCGACCCAAGGCGGGCGGGCCCGGGAAAAACCGCCCGCGGCCAGACCGGCUGUGCAGGCCGAGACGCUAUGCUGCGGCCCCUCCCCGUCACGUCAGGGCACUUACCGCCUCGCAGCUGGGGCGCUCCGGUGAUGCGGUGCAGUCAGUUCAGAGCGUCUCUCCCGAAUCUCGGCGCCCGACUGACCCGGAUCCAAACCAGCCAAAGGGGCGGCCCGCGCCUCGGGAGUCGCAUUGCGCCUGCGCACUCCGGCAUGCACCCCGCCCCCUACCCAUGCUCCUCCCACCCCGGUGACUCGGCAGCGCGGCAGGGGACGGCUGCGCAGGCGCAGGGCGGGGGCCGCGCCUCUCGAACGCCCCGCACCCGCCCCCCUCGGAAGCACGUGCGCCUUACGUAAUUUCCUGUUAUUCUUCGGUCUGCCUCCUCCCAGUGGCGUGGAUUUCCUCCCGAGCAGCUUUUGGGGCGUGCCUGCUUCCUCCUCUCUGUCAGGUGAGUGAAUAGGUGUCAUUCUUCGCAGUCGUUCUCUGCCUCCACCGCCCCGGCAUCUCCUUGUGCUUGGUCCUCUACCUGGAGUCACCUAUGCAGCGGAAUUCCGCGGGGCGGGGGCGAGGACGUGCGGGGGUCUUUAUGGCAGCCAAUCCCCGGCUGAGCGCUUGGCCAGAGUUUCUGUGAUGCUAGAAUCUGGACUGCCUGCGACCUCUCCAGGACUCGGACACCAACCCUCGCCUCCUGGUGAUCUUUCAGGACCUGCAGAGAAGCGAAGAGGUAUUGGACGUGGCCAGGGUCAAUAGUGUGAAGCCAGAAUUAGAAUUGAAUUGAAAUGCCUCGGUUUUGAUAUCGCUGUGUUUGUCUUGAGGCAACUGCUUUUCCUCCUCUGGGCCUCUCAGUUUUCCAUCCAAUCUCGCUCUGUCACCCAGACUGGAGUGAAAUGGCACGAUCUUGGCUCACUGUAACCUCCACCACCCAGGUUCAACUGAUUCUCGUGCCUCAGCCUCCUAAGUAGCUGGGAUUACAGGAUGGAGAGUGAAGGAGGAGUCUGUGAUACCUCAGCCAUGCGCCAGUGUGCCGAUUCCCAUUCUGCAUGGAUUUGAUUUCCAAGACUCCAGUCAAUCCUCAGAGCUCCAGGUAACUGCUGAUCACCAGCAGAGGGAGCCCUAGGACCACAGGGCCUCUUUCCUUACCGGUGGUAAAGCCGUUCACUGUGGCUUCAAAACUGUGGAAGACCCUGGAUUUGUGGAUCACUUGCCUUUAGAAUAGAAUCAAGAAAUAACACUGCAGAAGAAUCUCCACAUGGUAAGGAUUGGGAGUGUUGAGAGGGGCUUCUGGGGUGCAGGUAAUGUUCCUUCAUCUGAUGUUGGUUAUAGGAGUGUGUGCUGUAAUGUAGUAUAUGUACAUUUUUUUGUGUGUAUAACUAAACUUCAAUUAAAGUUUUUAAAACUUAAACAUUUCUAUGUAUACAACAAAAUAGGUGUCAGGUUAGGGUGAGCUGUUCUUUUCCCUACAAUUCUUAACCUUAUCUGAGUCACAAGACAGCCCUUCCUCCCUUCCUCUGUGAAAGCCACAAACGACUGGUUAAGGACUUCUGCAGCAGCCGCCGAAUAGAGAAAGUGAGCACAGGACAUGAACAGAUGGUUCACAGCAAAAGAAAUACAAAUAGCCCUUAAACGUAUGAAAAGGUGCUCAGUCUCAAUCUUCAAAGAGAAGUGCUUAUUGAAAGUAUGCGGAGAUACCAUUUUUAACCUGUCAGAUUGGCAGAAAUCCCAAAGCUUGACAGCAUGCCCUGUGGAUGGGGCUGGAGGUGGGGGAGUCGGGAGAAUAAAUAGCAGACCCUUUAGUACAUUACCAGUGGGACUGUGAAAUUGACAGCCCUGUUGAUUUGGGCAAUAUCUACCGAAAUUACAAGUCUAAGAAUCUACCCUGUAGAUGACAUUUGUACAUAUAUGUAAUAAUUUAAUCUCCAAGUUGUCUUCUUGCUCUGUAAAAGGAAGAUUUUGGAAGUUAAGAAAACUUUUUCUGCCUCAACGAAGUCACAUUUUAACACUAAUGUCUCAUGCUGUGGACUCAAGAAAAUCUAAUUUAAAACAGAGCCAGGCAACGGCUUCCAUUGACUGACUGGCUGGAGGGAGCUGCAGGCUAACUAGGAAUUAGGAAUUAGCCACAACAGAAGUGCAUUGGUUUUAUCUCAAGAAAUAUCCUCCUUUACACCUGUCUUGGCAGAUGUGCCCACUGCUUGGGUGGCAGGACACUUUGAUUGUCUCACCAAGACUGUGUGGAGAGGGGUGGGGUACUUCUCCAAAGGGAAAAGUGGGCUGCUGUCACCCAUAAAAGGGGUGGAGGGAAAGGGCAGGUAGAAACAGUCAAUGUCUUCCAUAGCUCCAGGUCACGUCUGCCUGCUGCUGAUACCGCAUUCAUAUCUGCAGCCUGUGUGUCUCCUCGACACCAUGCCUCUGUGUCCACUGUCCUCCUAGUCAGUCGCCUACGUGGAUGUCCCUCUGACACCUGGUGAAACAUGAUGUGUUUCUAAUUGAGCAGGUUAUCUUUCCCUCUAAGCCUGGUCUCCUGGCCUUUCCCCAGUGCCUUCCAAUUUAAUUGAAUCAAAUCGAAUGUAAUUCACCUCCUCCCAUCCGUCUGGCUUCUGGGUUAAUACCCCCCCAAACUUUGGAAAUAUUUUAAUGUGUUAAUAUAUUAUUUUUAAAAUAAAAAGUAGUUUUAA
Macaca mulatta (Rhesus monkey) is the source of this 3141-nucleotide messenger RNA. The record is from RefSeq and is a predicted model, not a curated record. Lineage: Eukaryota; Metazoa; Chordata; Mammalia; Primates; Cercopithecidae.